Moneuplotes crassus is the source of this 1462-nucleotide messenger RNA. Lineage: Eukaryota; Ciliophora; Spirotrichea; Euplotida; Euplotidae. The record is from the annotation of a GenBank genome assembly.
UAAUAUUGAAUUUUUUAAUAAAAUUGAAAUGAGGUACAGCCAGACUUGGGUCAAGUUGGUAUUCUCUAUGGUGGUUUAUGUCCAUUUCGUAGCGGCUAAUGUGUACACAGUGAGGAUGUGGAGAGAGUUUAGUGGUCAUUUAGGUUAUUCCUACAUACACUUUGCAGUUUCAAUGUGAGUAAUAACUUAUGGAAACUUGAGAGUUACAGAAGAGAUUGUUCUCAAUAAAGGUAUGGAUAUUGAAGAUGUAUUCCAAAAUCACAGAACAGCCAGAGGACUGACGAAGGUCCUGAAGUGGGUUACCUUGUACAAUGUAAUUUUCCUCAGAGGGAGAAGGUUCAGAUGCCUUGUAAGAGCCAUUAGAAAAGCUGAUGGAAUGCUGGGAGGAAUCUAUAUACUUCUUUUUGUAGGAACUCUCUUCUUCAAUUUUUAUAUCAUCACAAGGUUUGAGAAUUGGAGAGACCUUGAAGUGGUUAUCAGCUAUCAGUACUUCUUCAUGAUAGUCGGGCUGAUGGAAAUGAUAUUUAUCCAGAAGGUGAUCUUCUUCAUCUGGUUAAUAAUCUUGUCUCCAAUAAUCUUAAUAGUCUUGAUGAUUUGUCUCCCUUUUGCACGCUCGUCAGAAGGAGAGGAUUCAUAUCCUGAAAAUGUAGAUAAUUCCUUCGAAAGUCAAAGAAAUCAGAUGAUUCAAGAUGUUCCCAUUAGAUUGAAUGAGAAUGGCCCUGGUGACCCUCCUGGUGUUAUUAGAAACAGAGAAAUGAAUAUUGACCAGUUCUUACAAAGAAUGGCAAAUGAAAUCGACUCUUUUGAGUUCAGCAGAGACUUAAGUCUAGAUCUACCAGAGCCACAGCUUUCAAGAAUUAGCUCUGUUGAUGCUCUUAAGCGAAUGAUGGAAAACUGGUCAAGAGAUUACCAAGAAAACGACAAACUUACAUGCCCUACAUGAUGAGUGUGCCUAGAAGACUUCAAUAUCAAAGAAACUAUAAUAGAGUUGCAUUGUGAUCCAAAACAUGGACACCUUUUUCACCCUGAUUGAAUUGAUUCAUGGUCAAAGAAAGAAAAGACUUGUCCUCUUUGAAGGAAGGAUUUCGUUGAAUUAAUUAAAAACUCAAUUAUCCAGAAAUAAAAAUAAAGAAGAAGAGAAGAAAUCAGAACUCAGCAGGAGGCUCCAGUCAGCUGAUCCUAUAGACUGAAGUGAGGUAUCAGAGGAAAGUAAAGAGCAGUAUCAAAGGAAUCAAACAAAUAGCUUCACAAUAAACCACGAUCAUGAAGCAGUGAGGAUGCCAAGAGUCUAUCGAAAUUAUAAUAUUCAAGGAAUGGAUGACUAUCAGGACUCUUUCCUCGAUUAGUAUGAUAAGGCUUGGUUUUAAGUAUGGGCAUACAUCUUCGGACCAUCUAGUAGCUUAUUUCUGACAAAAGUAUAUUCGAUAAACCUAAGAAUCCGGAUAAUAUUAAAUUUAUUGAC